Apiotrichum porosum is the source of this 561-nucleotide messenger RNA. RefSeq lists its product as uncharacterized. Gene Ontology annotation, cellular component: mediator complex. The transcript has 3 exons. Gene Ontology annotation, biological process: regulation of transcription by RNA polymerase II. NCBI's taxonomy places the organism in Eukaryota, Fungi, Basidiomycota, Tremellomycetes, Trichosporonales, Trichosporonaceae. Gene Ontology annotation, molecular function: transcription coregulator activity. The record is from RefSeq and is a predicted model, not a curated record. The coding region runs from base 1 to 561 and encodes 186 amino acids.
AUGUCCGACGCCGGCGCCGACCCCCUCGAGCUCGAGAGCCUCGACACUGACGCCCUUCUUGCAGCACUCGCGAAUGUCGAAAAGGCCGUCCCGGACCUGCUCCUCGGCGUCAAGCCCGUGCUCGCGCACCUCUCGUCGCCGUCGGCCAACACGGACGAGAACGCCGCCAUUGCCGCGCGCGAUGCGGUGGAGAACUACAUGAACACGCUGGACAAGAUCCAGUUCAUCCUCCGCCAGACCGUCUACUACCUGCGCGAGACGCGCGCCGCGCCCUCUGUGCUGCGCCCGUCGGGCGUGGACGCCAUCCCGCGCCCGCUGGCCGCGACGCUGCGGUCUGACGCCGGGCCGACGCCGGGCGGCGCCGACGCGAGCCUGGGGCUGUAUGGUGCACGGCAGGAGGUGGCGGCGCUGCGGGAGAUGGUGGCGGCGCUGAAGGUGAUGCGGGCGCAGGCGGGUGAGGGCGAGGGGGAGGGUGAGGAAGAGGGUGACAGGGAGGGUGCUGAGGGGGACGGUGGGGGAGACGAGGUGCCGGGCGCAGACGACAGGAUGGACGCGGACUGA